Molecule: messenger RNA, 8240 nt
Organism: Pangasianodon hypophthalmus (striped catfish)
Lineage: Eukaryota; Metazoa; Chordata; Actinopteri; Siluriformes; Pangasiidae
Gene: kcp
Product: kielin cysteine rich BMP regulator
Exons: 43
Coding region: 257-6148 (1963 amino acids)
Molecular function (GO): protein binding
Source: RefSeq, a predicted model, not a curated record
AUCACUGAGCCGCCGCCAGAUGUUUCUUGUUUCAUGAGCGCGAAUUCCUGUCAUUAACAGGAAAACAGCAGCUCUGUGUCAUGCUGGUGUGUGUGAGUGUGUGUGUGCGCGUGUGUGUGUGUGUGAGAAAUGCAGGACUGGGGUCAGUGUUCUUACAAAGAGCACCGAUUUCUUUCUCCCGGUUGUGAAUCUUUCAUUUUUGUAAAGAAGUCAGAAAGUUCUUUGUCCCGCCGGUUGAGCUGCAGCUGGAGGGAACAUGGAGCUGCUCAUGGGGAGAAGGUUCCUCUCUGCUCUCCUGAGUGUGUGUGCGCUGUGGAGGAUCUGCUCUGCGUCGCAAACUGACCAUCACAGCCAGGUCAGUCUGCAUCAGGACAGCGACGUCAUCGACAUUCUGGAAAUUCUGAGCAUCACAAACUCACAUCGAGGCAUCACCAAGGUCAAAGGUCAUGACCCGGGCAUGGCCGCCUGGCGUUUUCGCAGUCGCACGCCUCACCUGACCCUGCCGCUGGAUGUCUAUCGCCGCUUUGUGAGGGCGUGGCGCGGCUCGCUGAGCUUGUAUCUGGUUGGUCAGCAGUUUGGAGGUUCGGCGGUGACUCUGCUGUCUCUGAGCGCUCCGGGGAACACGCCGCUGCUACGCAUCAUCUCCAACACGCAGGAGGAUUUUCUCCAGCUGGAGAUUCGCACGGAACCCAGCACAAAACUCACGGUGCUCAGAAUCCCCGGGGGAAACCCGUUCUCAGGCGGGAGGUGGGCGAGGAUGGUGCUGGGCGUGAAUCCUGGGUGGGUGUGGCUGGAACAAGAGUGUAAAGGAGCCACGGUGCUGAAGUUUGCACACCAGGGACGACCUUUGACCCUUAACCUCCCUCCCCAUGACCUACAGGUCACCUUAGCAAGCAAAGCAGAUGAGAAAGCCAGCAAGUUUAGCGGUUACCUGCAGAUUGCACAGAUCUCCACUAAACCCUAUGAGAGACGUCCGUGGCUCUGCAGCAGCGUUACCGACUCCGUCCCCAUUACCCCCACCCCCUACAGCACUGUGGAUUUGGAGCAGGAGCUACAGGACGAGCCGGAGCGCACGGUCGGCUCGGUGCUCGGUCCCCCGGCGACUCCACACAGGGAAGUGGCUCCCAGCGAACAGAGACAGCGAGCCAGAAGCCUGGAGGAGACUCUGCACAACAUCAACACCAUGCUGAGCAUGCUGAAAGAACAGAAUGAGCGCCUGCAGACUCGGGUGCUGUAUUUGGAGUCCUGUGAGUGUGUGAAGAAAACCUGUGUCUGGCAGAACCGUAAGAUGGAGGAGGGAUCUCGCUGGAGGACUGAGAACCACUCCGAGUGUUCCUGCUCCUCUGGGACAGUCCAGUGUGACACUUCAAACAGAUGUGUGUAUAACGGAGGUGUGUAUGAUCAAGAAGAAGUGUUUGUACCCAGAACUAAUCCGUGUCUCAGCUGCGUCUGCUCCAAUGGGAAGGUAGCGUGUAGCAAUGUACCCUGCCCUACGCCUGACUGCGGUUUGGUGGAAACUGUCAGUGGAGAGUGUUGUCCCAGGUGUCGAAGUUGUGGCCAUUACGAUGUGCGGCAUGAGCACGGCUCAAAAUGGAGGGAUCCACGAAACCCCUGCAGUGUCUGCACAUGCUCAGAGGGACGUGUUGAGUGUUCCACAGAGAAGUGUAACACCCAGUGUAGGGACCCGGCACCUUCUCCAGGAAACUGCUGUCCUUCCUGUAAUAGUUGUGCCCAGAACGGACAGCAGUUCCAAAACGGGGCCACAGUUACGAGUAGAGAUCGAUGUAGUCAGUGUGUGUGUGAGAAUGGAAAUAUUAACUGUGAGCCCCUCCCCUGCCCCAACCCAAGCUGCUCUCAUCCAAUCAGGAGAGCCGGAGACUGCUGUCCAAGGUGUGAAGAGUGUAAUUAUGAGUCGGAGGUGUAUUCACAUGGACAGAGUUUUACUUCCAAACAGAAUCCCUGCGUGACCUGUCAGUGUUUAAGAGGUAGUGUAAGAUGCCAUCAGGAGAGUUGUCCCCCUGUCAGAUGUCCAAACCCCGUCAGAGACACCCGUGUCUGCUGUCCUGUGUGCAGAGUGUGUGUGUCGGGGGGUGUAGAGUAUGAGCACGGGGCAGUUUGGGACUCUGAGGACACACCCUGCACCAAGUGCUCCUGCGAGGAGGGGAAUGCUAGGUGCUGGGUGAAAGAUUGUCCUCCUCUGUCCUGCCAUCAUCCCAACACAGAGUCAGGAGAAUGUUGUCCAUCCUGUAAUCACUGUCUCUACAAGCAGCGCAUUUAUGAAAACGGACAAAGGUUCCUCGACCAAGACGAACCGUGUAACAGCUGCACCUGUCAGGAUGGCUCAGUGGUCUGUAGUGCGAUAUACUGUCCACAAGUUUCCUGCCCCAACACUUUCACAGGGUCUGGAGAGUGCUGUCCCCAGUGUCCAACCUGUGAUGUUCAUAACCAUGUGUAUGUCGACGGCGAGACGUUUACGAACCCCGAGAACCCGUGUGAAGAGUGUGUGUGUCGGGGGGGAGACGUGAAUUGUCUUAACAAGUGCCCCAGAGCCAACUGUCACUAUCCCGUCACUGGGACCUGCUGCCAGAACAACUGCAACGGGUGUAGCUACGCGGGUAAAGAUUAUCCGAACGGAAUGACGUUUCCUCAUCCGGCCGACUCGUGCAGGGAAUGUCACUGUCUCAAUGGUAAUGUGCAGUGUAGGAUGAGGAGAUGUCCUCCUGUCCAGUGCAGUGAACCCAUAAUAACCCAAAGACAGUGCUGUCCUCAAUGUCCAGCGCCCCCUGCUGACUGUGUUUAUGGAGAACAAUCAUACAGACACGCACAGCGCUUCUACCAUCCCACAGACAGCUGCCAGCUCUGCUCGUGCACCAACGGGACGAUGAGCUGUCACCGUAAGCCCUGCCCCUCCGCCCCCUGCGCCCACCCUGUUCAACAGGAAUGCUGUCGCACGUGUGAUGGAUGUCUGUAUAACGGUGUGGAACGUGCUAACGGAGAGAGAUUUGCGGACGCGUCGGAUCGCUGUGGGACGUGUGUGUGUCGUGAAGGCACGGUGACCUGUGAGAGGAGACACUGUCCCCAGACCACAUGUCCAUUUCCUGUACAGACAGAGUGCUGUCAGAGCUGCAACGGCUGUCAUUAUGCUGGUGCAGAUUAUUUAAGUGGACAGGAGUUCUUGGACCCCUCAGAUCGCUGUAAUCACUGCACGUGUAUAAAUGGUGAUGUGACCUGCAGGCAGAAACCCUGCUACAACCCGGGCUGCUCUCACCCGGGGCCCUCUCCUGGACACUGCUGUCCCGUGUGUGACGCUUGUUCCUAUAGUGGUGCGGUUCUGUUGAACGGACAAUCACUACCAGACAGAACAAAUCCAUGUUCAGAGUGCACGUGCAGGAGCGGCUCGGUGCAGUGUGAGAGGAGAACGUGUCCUGCUGCUCCGUGUCCUAAUCCUGUCACUGGAUCCUGUGGUUGUCCUGUUUGUGAAGGUUGUUCCUUCCACGGACGAGUUUAUGAAGAUGGAAAUGUUUUUCCAUCACCUAAUGCACAAUGUGAGGAGUGUACAUGUUCUAGAGGUGAGGUGAGAUGUACCUCUAGGUCCUGCCCCAGUGUGUCGUGUCCUCACCCCGUGGUGGACGGUUGUGGAUGUGCAGAGUGUAACCGCUGCAACUUUCACGGGCGAGUUUGUGUGAACGGAGAAAACUUUUCUGAUCCUAAAGACAAGUGCCAGAGAUGCACCUGCCUGAAUGGAGAUGUGUCGUGUCAGAGGAUGCCGUGUCCUCAGCAGUGCACACACCCUGCACGCUCCUCAGGCUGCUGUCCUGCGUGCGACGCUUGUUUGUACGAAGACGUGCAGUACGCACACACGCAGGUGUUCACGCCGCUCUCGAACCCGUGUCUGCGCUGCACGUGUGUGAGCGGGAGCGUCACCUGCACACGGAGCGCCUGUCCUGUAGUCACGUGUCAUAAUCCAGUCAUUCCUCCGGGACACUGCUGCCCCCAGUGCAGAGUGUGUGUGCAGAACAAUGUUGUGUACCGAGAGGGGGAUAGGAUUCCUUCUGACCGUGACCGGUGCUCUCAGUGUGUCUGUCAGGAUGGAGAGGUGUUAUGUGCAGGGUCUCAGUGCGCAAAAUUAAACUGCAUGCACCAGGUUACUGAUCCAGACUCCUGCUGCCCAAGAUGCCGAGGCUGUGUGUAUGACGGAGUUGAGCACUCUGAAGGCAGCACUUGGUUCGCCUCCAGUGGUCCCUGUAUGUCGUGCAUGUGUGUGGACGGAGUGACCACCUGCUCGGAGAGCCAGUGUCUCUUUCCCUGCAUCAACCAGAUCACUGUUCCUGGAGAGUGUUGUCCUCUGUGUGCAGACUGCGUCUAUGAGGGUCGUGUGUAUGGACCAGGGGAGAACUUCCAUCCAUCAGAUGAUCCCUGUCAGAUCUGCACAUGUGAGGUGAUGCCAGACGGACAGCAGCACCUGCGCUGUUACAGGAAACAGUGUCCCCGUCUGGUGGACUGUCCCAAAAACAACAUAAUGUUCAGCAGUAGUGACUCCUGCUGUCCAGUGUGUGCACAGCCUCUCAGCGUCUGCACAGAAGCAAUGAUAGGAAAUGAAGUUCUCGCUACGGAUGACCCCUGUUUCACCUGCCAGUGCAAAGAUCUAACAUGGACAUGCAUCCAUAAAUCCUGUCCCACACUGAGCUGUCCUCCAGAUGAACAGUACACACCACCCGACUCCUGCUGUCCUGUCUGUGAUGUGUGUGUGGUGGAGGGAGGGAGACGGCGUGUGAACAACGGAGCGAGCUGGACUGAUAGUGAAGACGAGUGUAUCACCUGCUCCUGCAAACUGGGACAUAUAGAGUGUAAUAUAGAGGAAUGUGCUCCGCUUGUGUGUGAAGUCGGACUGCUGAAGGUCAAAAGCCCCGGAAAGUGCUGUUAUGAAUGUCAAGACGUCAGGGCACAGUGUGUGUAUGAGGGACAGGUGUAUGAUUCUAAUGCACAGUGGGAGGUGGAUGAAUGCACUUCCUGCACAUGUGUGUCCGGAGACGUGCACUGUCAAACCGAGAGAUGUCCAGCAUUGUUCUGUGCCUCUGAUGAAACUCCGUCUGUGAUUCCCGGGAUGUGUUGUCCACGCUGUAUCCCGCGUCCCGCCACCUGCAUCGUGUUCGGAGAUCCUCACUAUCGCACGUUCGACGGCAAGAUGGUGAACUUUCAGGGGACGUGUACCUACGUUUUAGCGCAGGAUUGUGAGGGCGGCGACUUCAGUGUUCAUGUGACGAAUGAUGAUCGCGGUCGUAAGGGCGUGUCCUGGACUAAAGAGGUGACGGUGUACAUCAGGGAUAUUGUGAUACAGCUGCUGCAGGACUGGGUGGUGAAGGUUGAUCAUCAAACCAUCACGCUGCCGUUUCUUAAAGAGCCGUAUAUUUACCUGGAGCGCAAAUCCAACACCAUCCUCCUCAACACCAAUGUUGGCAUGAAGGUGAUGUGGAACGGACGUUCUCACCUGGAGGUCAGUGUUCCAGGGACGUAUAAGGAGCACAUGUGUGGUCUGUGUGGAAACUUCAACAACUAUCCUCAGGAUGACAUGCGGCUGCGUAACGGACAGAUCACCACCUCAGAGGCGACGUUCGGAAACAACUGGAAGGUGGACAGUGGGAAUGGCAUGAGCGCUCAGUGCUCAGACGCGAAGAGCAUCAACCCGUGUAUAAACGCUGGAUAUUCCUUUCGUAAGACGGCGAACAGUCGCUGUGCGGUCCUAAAGUCCGCCGUGUUCGAGCGCUGUCACAAAGUGGUGCCUCCGGAGAUGUUCUUCGCCUCGUGUGUGUAUGACCUGUGCGCCUGCGCAGCCAACGCAGACGAGUGUCUGUGUGACGCUCUGGAGGCGUACGCUUCUGAGUGCCGCGAGGCCGGAGUCGUCUUACAGUGGAGAUCACCUUCCCUCUGUGCUGUGGGCUGUCCUGUGGAUCGCGGUUAUGUUUUUGAUGAAUGCGGUCCUCCGUGUCCUAAAACCUGCUUCAACAAGGACGUGCCGCUGGGCGUGAUCGAGGCGCACUGCUUUAAACCGUGUGUUCCAGGCUGCCAGUGUCCCGCCGGACUGGUGGAACAUGAAUCCCACUGCAUUUCCCCGGAAAAAUGUCCCAAAAUCAUCCACGGAAACCCCUGAGCUCCUCAGAUCUAUAAAUCCACAGAACGGCACCAGAACUAAACCUGCUCCAAGGUUUCCAUUUUUACACUAUAACUCCUGAUUUAUCUUUGAGCAGUGUGUUGCAUUAUGGGAAUUCUGUAUCUGCUGUAGUUCAGAUACCGCUGCUCGAUGUGGCCAUUUUCUUCUACCUGGUGCUCACCAUAAAAACUUAAAGCGGCAGUUUGUAAUAUUUAGAGCUAUCCCCUUUCCCCAGACUGACUCCACUCACUCUGACUAAACAACACACACAUUGUAAGUUGCUAUUUACAGAAAAAGAGUUGGCGCUGACCAGCUCUGUUACUGUUAUGGGCGGGGCUAAUUUCAGGACCAGAAAUUUAACAAAGCCUGAAUUUAAGAAACUUAGAAACCAUAUCUUUGGUAUUGAUUGAUUAUUACAGAUGUAGGAACACUUCAAUGUUACAAACUGCACCUUUAAAACCACAAUGAAAGUCAGUCCUGCGAAAUAUGUUAUGAUUAGUUUAAAUUUAAAGCGGUGUAUAAUUUGAGAAUUUCACCUUACAAAAAAAUGCAGCAUUAUAAGUGUCAUUUAUGUGCUAAAAAAUAUUAAGAAAAAGCAGACGCAAUGAAAAAUAUUAAGUCUGAAAAUCUAAACAUGGCUAAUAUAACUACAAAUAAAUAAAUAAAUAAAAGAACUUCAGCUUAAGAGUCACACAGUUUUCGCAGCUAGGAUUUAUCUUUUAUUUUAGCGUUAAUUUUUUAGCGUAGAAUUUUUUGGAGAGUAACUCAAACCCUUCUUCUCUCGCUCUGUUCUGUUAAGCUAAGUUUCGUUUUCUGCAGGGAUUUAACUACAAUUAACAAACACUCAUAGAAACAUACGUUAGCUGCUAACUCAACGUGCGUUUAAAAAAAGAUGAUGUUACGUGAGUUCACGUUUUUUUACGCAGUCAGUGCACAUACUAAUGAACAUGUAUAAGUUUUAAGGCAUAACCUAAACUCAGGCUACGAUCAGAGGUGGAAAAUACUUUAACGAUAAUUUUACUGAGUUUGUAUUAAAAUCUGAUUUAAAAUGUCCUUAUUUUACUUAUUUACAUUUAUAUGAAAUAUCAUGUUUUAUUUCUUAUUUUUUAUUUAGACUUUUCAGGUUCUUGUUACAGAUCUUUAAAGAUUUUAGCUUUAAUAUUUUUCCUUUGUUUAGCUAGCAAUAAAGUUAAAAGAAAAAAAAUUCUAUUCGUUUAAUUUCACUCUUCAUGGUUUAAAGUUACUUAGUCACUCCAAAAGAAAUGUUACUAACUCCGCCCCCAAUCCCCAUAACUCCGCCCCUUAUUCUAACCUUAACCUUAACCUUCAUAUCUGAUCAAGAGUGAAAAUGGUUAAAAAAAAAAAAAACACAUUCAUAAUUUUAAUUUUAGCUAAAAUAUAAGAAAAAUACUUUUUACUGUUAUGCAUUUUUAUGUAACUGUUUUGACAGUUUUUUUAAAAAUUUAUACAAUAUUUACAGACUUCAUUCACUUUUAUUUUUUAUUUUUUACACAAAUAAACUCAUAUUUUUGUUUAGAUCUCAUUUUUCUGCCACUGUUUGUGAUCGAAACUUAACAUUUUAAAGUUUUAAAGCACAAAAACAAAAAGUGUUUCAGAAAAACGUUGCUGAUAAUAAAACUGUUCAGUUUCAGCUGCAUUACGAGUAAAAAUAAAUCUGUAGUGACGUUUCCCUGAUGGUGCUAUUUCUGAUAAAGUAGAUUUAUAAUUACAGUAUUACAGGACGGUUUCCUCGGACAAAUCAGUUUUUUAUUUUUAACAAUACAAGGAAAAUCAGAGUAAAAUUUUUGUUAAGUUUUGUUUAUAACCACUAUUUUUGCUUACUAUAUCAUUUUUUUCUUAUUACUUUUAGUCAUGAACUUUUUCUUUUCUGAGAGUUUUACAGGGACUUUUACUGACUGGACAUUUUUGCUACUGCACUGGUGAAUAUUCUGAGCGUAUCACUGUUCACUGUGUCACACUACUUCGUGUUAUUAAUCACCUUUAAUUACAUUAUGUGUAUCUUAAUAAAAUCUGCAGGUGCUAAUGCUGUACUACAAAUAAUAAAAAUUAAACAUUACUUUUUAAAAAAAAU